Molecule: messenger RNA, 1689 nt
Organism: Maudiozyma saulgeensis
Lineage: Eukaryota; Fungi; Ascomycota; Saccharomycetes; Saccharomycetales; Saccharomycetaceae
Source: the annotation of a GenBank genome assembly
AUGAGUACACAAAUGGAAGGUCAAGAUAAUGUCCAAGACCCUACCCGACCACCUAUCGAACCACCGCUACCAGCUUACAUCCCCCCACCCAAUAAUGCAGCUACAUCAAAUCAUAAUCAAACGAUUUCACAAGACUCAACCAUGGCAAAUACAGUGACAAAUGAUACUUACUAUGCUCAAAAAUAUGAAAGUCCUCAGAAUGAAGGACAUGAUAACAAUUCUCAGGCUCCAAUAGUGGAAGAAAAAAUGGGUAGUUCUUUUAACGAGACCUUUCCUGUCGAAAAACCAAAAUUUGUGUUAAAUGAUUGGCCAUUUAUUAUCAUAUUUGGUCUUACUGUAUGUGGCUUUAUUGUCAUUGCAGCACUUACAUUUAGAGGAUGGGCCCAAACAUAUUCUACAACGGGAUCUGGUAUUUAUAAUUCCACCAAUACUGGCACACCAAAUACAAAUUUUGCCAUUAUGUUAAUCUUUGUUUGUAUUAUUUCAAUAGUUUUCUCAGGAUUGGGGCUAGUUUUAUGCAGGUAUUAUCCACGCUUCUUUAUAAUAGCAGGAAUAACAGUCAAUAUUUUAGCUGCUCUAGGGACUGCUAUAAUGUACAUGUCAUUGCAUUAUUGGUCUGCUGGUAUCGUUUUCUUAAUUUUCACAUGUUUCACAGCGUUUUGCUACUGGGGUAUGAGAAGUAGAAUACCGUUCAGUGUAGCAGUCUUGAAGAUAAUUAUCGAUGCAAUGAAAGUGUGUCCACAAACAAUGAUAGUGGGAUUAAUUGGCGGCUUAAUAGGUAGUGCAUUUGCAUUUUUAUUUUCAAUGGUAAUUGUGGCUACAUAUAUUAAAUAUUAUCCUGGUACAGAUAACCCUGCAUGUAAUGUUUCUGGAGGAAGUUGUUCAACUUCAAAAUUAAUCGGUAUAUUGGUUGCAUUGUUCUUCUGUGGUUAUUAUAUUUCAGAGGUGAUAAGAAAUGUCAUUCACGUAUCUGUAUCAGGUAUCUUUGGAUCGUGGUACUAUAGAUAUAAAUCAGAUCAAGGAAUGCCACGUUGGCCAGCAAUGGGAGCAUUAAAGAGAGGUUUGACAACAUCAUUUGGGUCCAUCUGUUUUGGUUCUUUAAUAGUUGCACUAAUUGAUACUUUAAGACAAUUCUUAAAUUUGUUAAGACAAAGUUUAAGAUCAAAUCCAAAUAACUCUAGAUGGGCGGGUAUAUUCCUUUUAUUAAUAAGAGGGAUGGUAUCAGUUUUGAAAUGGCUUGCGCAAUACUUUAACCAUUACGCAUAUUCCUUUAUUGCCCUUUAUGGGAAGACAUAUUUGAACGCUGCCAAAGAGACAUGGCAUAUGAUAAGGUACAAAGGAAUAGACGCAUUGAUUAAUGAUAGUUUAAUAAACACAGCGUUGGGUUUUUAUGCAUUAUUUGUGAGUUAUAUUGCAACUUUAUUCGCCUUCUUAUAUUUAAGGUUUACCAGUCCGGGAUAUAACAGUAUUGGCGCAUUUAAUGGGUCGUUUUUGGCAUUUUCAUUCGUCAUUUCCCUACAAAUUUGUAACAUAGCUAGUGAAGUUAUCAAAUCAGGGGUUUCAACAUUCUUUCUUGCUCUGGCAUACGAUCCAGAAGUUUACCAGGUCACAUACCCUGAACAAUUUGAUGAAAUCUUCCGUUCUUAUCCUCAAGUUCUUGCAAAAUUAGUACAGAACCAAGAGGUAUAA